AUUAGGCAGGGAGUCAAAAAUGGGCACAACACCGGAACAUUUUGUCCUUUCUCUUUUAAAGUGAACAACAGUCCUGCCGCCACAAGAUGACGCUGUAGUUCCAUUUCUGCUAAACAAGCCUGGCAAGAAUGAAUUUGCACUUUUGAGUUCUCGAGAAAUGAUACCACAUUCGACGGGACAACACCUGUUUAAAAGCUGAAAGUCAGUUAAAUGCCUCUUUGGAAAGAGUACUAGCUUCAACACAAUAACUUAUAUGCUAACUUAAGCCACUCUAGGUGCACCGAUCUCCAGAUCAUCCUGAUGGUUUGAGGUCUGGGUUCUGAUUGGACAAUUCUAGUGCAGAAAGUUUCUACGCCUUCGUUUUUGUGUCCAUCCACAAAAAAUCAAAGGGAACACAUCCAAGAAGCUCUUUUUGGUUCUUUUGGAGGUUCUUCUCCCUCUCACACUCAUAUCCCUCCAUUUUUUGGCAUCGCCUCUGAGUUAUCGCAGCCAUGUGGGAGUUCCGGUCCAUGUCUUUUUGGCGGGCUGUGUUUGCCGAGUUCUAUGGCACCAUGUUCUUUGUGUUUUUCGGGCUGGGAUCAGCCCUGCGUUGGACCACCGGACCACACAACGUGCUCCAAGUUGCCUUCUGCUUCGGUCUGGCAGCUGCCACACUCAUCCAGUCCAUCGGUCACAUCAGUGGUGGCCACAUCAACCCGGCUGUCACGUUCGCCUACCUGAUUGGCUCCCAGAUGUCCCUGUUUCGUGCGUUCUUCUACAUCUGUGCUCAGUGCUUGGGAGCUCUAGCUGGAGCCGCUGUGCUGUAUGGAGUCACGCCAAGCAAUAUGAGAGGCAAUCUUGGCCUGAACACGCUUCAGCCAGGCAUCAGUCUGGGAAUGGCCACCACUAUAGAGAUAUUCCUGACUCUGCAACUCGUGGUUGUGGUCUUCGCUGUGACGGAUGAGAGGCGAAAUGGACGACUGGGGUCUGCUGCCUUGUCCAUUGGCUUCUCAGUGCUUGUGGGCCACCUGCUGGGGAUGUAUUACACUGGAGCUGGAAUGAACCCUGCCAGGUCUUUUGCCCCUGCUGUGCUUUUUAGGAACUUUAUUAACCAUUGGGUGUACUGGGUGGGCCCUAUGAUCGGCAGUGCUAUAGGCGCUCUGCUCUACGACUUCAUGCUCUUUCCCCGGAUGCGUGGCCUGUCCGAGAGACUGGCUGUCCUCAAGGGCAACCGACCUCCCGAGGCCGAAGCCCAGCAGGAGACCCGAGGGGAGCCGAUUGAGCUCAAAACACAAGCCUUAUAAACACUGCCAGGAAACUUUGGAUCCCUGACGCGACACAUACAUACGUACGAUCAUUUCUCACACCUCAUCCUCACACACCUCAUACAUACCAACCGAGUUUGCUGUAGGGAGAAUCACACACACUUCCAAAGGCAAUCGAGACACUAUAACCCCUUCCCAAGGACUAUGAAUGAGGGUAAGAAGAGGACUUCCUGUUGAGGACUGCGCUCUGUACCGCCAGGUAUAGGGAGCGAGAUCAGGUGGCUAACGCCGCUCAGGGGCACCUCUGUCGUUUCUAGUCUACUAAGAGUGAAAUACACUAGAAGUGGACUUCUGCAUGCUUUCCAGUUUCACAGGGUUUAAAUCUCACACAUUCAUUUCAGUUUAUUUUUUCUUUGAUUUUUCAGAGAUGUGACACAUGUACUAUAUUAUUAGCAUUUUGCAACCGAUUUCUUUACAUUCUACUUACAGUCGACAUUAUUCAGUUGUGCGUGGUGUGUGUGUGUGUGUUUUCCGAGAGUUUCCAAUUUGGCUCUUCCAUUUCCACCAUUCGCCAUGUGUUUGUAUUCAUGCAAUGUUCUUUUUUCUAUCUCCCAAAAUGAAGGAAACAUUCCUUUGAAUCUUGGUUUAGGUGGAUGUUCAUUCACGACUAAAAGCUUUAUAAAUCCUUUGGGAAUUUGGAUCCCUCUUUGAGUCUGCUUCAAACUGUUGUAUUGUUUAACUGUGGCCUAAUGGCCCAGCAUGUGUUUCUUUAAAAGAAGCACAGUCACACCAUCAUUCAUAUAAAAUAAUAAACACGCAAAACACUAGUCUAUUGUUAUACCCUAACUUUUAGCUUUUACCUGAUAGAAGCACUUCAUUUUCUUCCCAUCGUGUCAUUUUCGAAAAUGUACUUUUUCACUGAUUCAUACAGUUUCAGGCAUUUUCAUUGAACUUUUUCUGCCAUAAAUCUGCAUGCAUUAGAUGUCCUGUUUAGAUUAGGCGGUUUGGCAUUAUUUUGUGUGUAAAUAGCUAAACUAGACAAAAGCAAUGAUAUUUUGUCUCAGGCAAGAGAAUAUAUGUGUAAUUUUAAACCUCACUGAUAUGAGCAGAACUGGUUCCAAACAUCAUGGAUGCAUUAUGAUACAAUGACUAUUCCUGUUUUUCAUGGUUGAAGAGGGAUUUGUGAAAGUAAUUCAGUCAACUCUUUCCCUUGGCUUAGAUUAUUGCUGAGUGACUGGGAUGUCUGGAUUUAAAUGCACAUUUAUGUUCUUGUAGCAUUUGGAUCUUCUGGAAUGAAAAGGCGAUCGCUACACCCACCCUUUGCCUCUCUGCACUCUUUCCACUUGUGUCUUCUUAUCCCAGAUCUGACUGAAGGGACACCAGAGUCACUUGAAAGAUCUUCAAACCUCA
Messenger RNA from Onychostoma macrolepis, 2654 nucleotides. It is a transcript of the gene mipa, whose product is annotated as major intrinsic protein of lens fiber a. Lineage: Eukaryota; Metazoa; Chordata; Actinopteri; Cypriniformes; Cyprinidae. Gene Ontology annotation, biological process: transmembrane transport. The record is from RefSeq and is a predicted model, not a curated record. Gene Ontology annotation, cellular component: plasma membrane. The transcript is spliced from 6 exons. The coding region runs from base 492 to 1283 and encodes 263 amino acids. Gene Ontology annotation, molecular function: water channel activity.